AAAUGAGACUGCUCGUUGGACAAGCCUAUCAUUUCACUGUACUCAUUUUACUGGCAGACGCGACCACUGGACCGCGUCUGCGCCGAGGCUCAUUCCGGCUCGGGACGAAUGGUCUGCCGAUCGAGAAGCAAACUUGGGCGGCAAGGCAAAUCGAGGAGGAUGGGAGUGCUCAAGAUGCGACUCUCGAUUGGGCUGAGUUGCGUCGGUGCGUGUCGGGAAGCGACGCGCGCCUGCUGCUGAGAACUUCGGCCUUGGACUUGGCAGUGCGAGAAAAGUUUGUUGUCUUUGACCUCGUCGUACUCAAGGGUUACGUGGAUCGAGACCGCGCUGUCCUUUUGUAUCCUGCAGCAGGAGACGAUGGCGCGAGAGUUGCUGUCCCCGGCAUGCCGGCAGCAGCCAAACCACUGGCGCCAUCGCGAGAGCACUGCUCACGAGUUGAGAUGCAUGUAAAUGAGGUUUUGGCAAGGCCCGGUGGCCGACGCCUCGGCUUUGCCAUGAUCGUCCUUGAGUGUGUGCUAGAGGAGGCAUAUGUUCAUGCGAUGGAGGAGUUUGCUCGACUUGAACGAGCUAUUGUCAUGGAAUUGGAAUCUCUCAGUGAUCUCCGCAAUUCAGAAACUGCGAGGGCCAGCACUUUAUGUCGUCUCCUUCCGCUUGAGACGCGUCUGAAGGAAGAGGCUGUGCGCGGGCGACGUGUGUACGCACUGAUCAAUGACGCUCUUGAUGACGAGAUUUCAAAUUUAGCUUCUGAUCACGUGCUCUUUCGCCAGCAUGCGGUGCCAUACGAGCGAUCAGAUGAGGCACGUACACGUGAUGAGUUUGCGCUCUAUUCGAGAGAGGAGGUAGUUGAGUCUAUCUUCGAAAACUAUCUCUGUCGCUGGGAAGGUGUAAAUGAUGCCAUCGAGAAGCUAAGUGGUACAAUUGAUGCGACAAGACAGCUUCUGGAGUUGACCCUCGACAAUGAACGGAAUCGAAUCGAACGGAUGGAACUUUAUCUCUCUAUGGGUGGCCUCGGCUUUGCGAUGAUGUCUGCUGUUGGUGGUUUUUUUGGCAUGAAUCUUCUGUCGGGUCUCGAAGAUCAUCCGCAUAAGUUUUGGAUUGUCACAUACUGCACGCUUGUCUGUUCCUUUGCUCUUUGGUACAUUAGCUGGCAGCGGUUUCACCUUGGUAGGCAAAUGCAAAACCAGCAGGUGCAUGGCAUGGUCGGCGACCUUCGGCGCACCCUACUCCCACAGAUGCCACCGACCUUCCUUU
Molecule: messenger RNA, 1251 nt
Organism: Aureococcus anophagefferens
Lineage: Eukaryota; Pelagophyceae; Pelagomonadales; Pelagomonadaceae
Exons: 5
Biological process (GO): magnesium ion transport
Molecular function (GO): magnesium ion transmembrane transporter activity
Source: RefSeq, a predicted model, not a curated record